Molecule: messenger RNA, 687 nt
Organism: Pelobates cultripes (western spadefoot toad)
Lineage: Eukaryota; Metazoa; Chordata; Amphibia; Anura; Pelobatidae
Source: the annotation of a GenBank genome assembly
AUGAUAGUGAAGUCUGAAAGGAGAACAAGAUUGGUUUUAAUGGCAAAACCAACUAUUUUUGUAAAAGUGUUACAAACUAUACACGAUAUGUCUUUAAGGAGAUCAGAAAACAUUAGUGAUAUAGAAAUGUUAGACCUCAGUGCUCCGUCAACGGACCGCAGUGCUUCAACAGAGGACCGCAGUGCUCCGUCAGAUGACCGCAGUGCUCCAACAGAGGACCUCAGUGCUCCGUCAGAGGACCUCAGUGCUCCAGGCGAGACAUCUAUCUACGAUCAUGAAUAUAUAUCAGGUUUCAAUUACAAAUUGGCUUUAGAUAAAUCAUUUAGGAACAACACCAUAGAUAGGAGCUUUGUCACAAAUUCAAAAUUAGAGAAAGACUUUCCACAUCUGGUUCAUUUUUGCCACACGGGCUCACUGGAAGUCUUUCAUAGCCUUGUAUUAAAAUACCAUCCCAAAAGAGUUCAUUUCACGAUGGAUUGGAUGGUAGCCGGGACACAACUGGCUGUUUUGGCCCACAACGCCAAUGUAGGCAGAGAACAGGCUACUAUCCACAAAGAACAAGAAGGCAGUGGACACAUUGGGGACUUGCGCUUCAAACCGUUUUUCUCUAAAAGGAGUAAAAAUCUGAAAAUAAAGAAAAUAUAUGAAAAAAACAACUAUUGUCCAUAUAUAUUCAAUGAUGGCUGA